This is a messenger RNA of Dothidotthia symphoricarpi CBS 119687, 437 nucleotides long. RefSeq lists its product as uncharacterized. Bases 144 to 380 code for a protein of 78 amino acids. The record is from RefSeq and is a predicted model, not a curated record. The transcript is spliced from 2 exons. Lineage: Eukaryota; Fungi; Ascomycota; Dothideomycetes; Pleosporales; Dothidotthiaceae.
AGUUGCGCAUAAAGUUAUGAUGGGACCUGGUAUCACAAUUUGGAAGGGAAUGCAUAGGGAGGAGAAACGAUGACGACGGCUGGAGGCAGGAGACGGAGAACCAAACGUCUACAGCAAUCGAUCUACGCGUUGAAUGUGUUGGGAUGUGCCGAACUCCAUGGAUUUGGACGUUGACAUGUCUGUCGACGUAUGAGUCGUACGUUCGUGGGGAAGAGGCGGAAGAUGAGUCAGCACAGGUUUUCGUGUGGACGCGUCGUGGGAACAGCGACUCAUGUCCCUACAUCACCGCCUACAGGGAUAUCAGGCCGCUUGUUGUGUUCUUCUCAGGAAUUCGGUCUGCGGAGAAUGCUGUGACCUUUGCUGAAAACUCCACGCCAUGAUGGAGAGUUUAAGCCCAGAGGUGUCACACCGCCGCCAACCGCAUCGCAGAAAUCCUC